Molecule: messenger RNA, 1804 nt
Organism: Corvus hawaiiensis (hawaiian crow)
Lineage: Eukaryota; Metazoa; Chordata; Aves; Passeriformes; Corvidae
Exons: 2
Coding region: 495-1751 (418 amino acids)
Biological process (GO): lipid droplet organization; lipid storage; phospholipid biosynthetic process
Cellular component (GO): endoplasmic reticulum membrane
Source: RefSeq, a predicted model, not a curated record
ACUGAUAACCAAUAACGGAUAACCGAUAACCGAUAAUCAAUAACCAAUAACCAAUAACGAUAAUCAAUAACCGAUAACCAAUAACCGAUAACCGAUAACUGAUAACCAAUAACCGAUAACCAAUAACCCACAACCAAUAACCUGUAAUGAUAACCGAUAAUCAAUAACCAAUAACCGAUCAAUAACCCAUCACCAAUAACCAAUAACCGAUCACCAAUAACCAAUAACCAACAACCGAUCACCAAUAACCAAUAAAACAACCAAUCACCGAUAACCAAUAACCAACAACCGCUCAACCACCGAUCACCGAUAACGAACGAUCAAUAACCAAUCAUCAAUACCCAAUAACCGACCGCCCCCCCCCCCUCCCCCCCCGCAGCCGCCUGACCUCCUCGGCCGCCGCCUGGACCUGGCUCCUGAUUGGCUCCCUGCUGGUGGCCUCCCACCCCUGGCUCCGCCCCCCCUGGGGCCGCGCCCUCCGCGCCGCCGCCCGCAUGGCCGUGGCCUUGGCACUGUCCCGCGCCGGCCACGCGCUGGGCCACGCCCUGGAGGUGGCCACGGGCUCGUGCCGGCAGGCCACGGCGCUGGGCACGCUGCUGCUGCCGCUGGACGAGCCGGCCGCCUGCCGGGGGGCGGGGCACAGCUGGGAGGGCUUCGGCCCCGCCCCUCAGGCCUUCGCCCUGGUGCAUUGUGGGUUGGGCUUGGCCGAGGAGGCGGCGGCGCUGGGGAGGAGGUUGUACGGCGGCAAGAUGGCGGCCGCGGGCAAGAUGGCGGCCGGGGGCAAGAUGGCGGCGGGGGAGAAGAUGGUUUCCUGGUACGAGAUGGCGGAUGAAUCCAAGAUGGCGCCCUGGUACAAGAUGGCGCCCUGGCAAAAGACAGCGGACGAGCCCAAGAUGGCCGCCGGAUCCAAGAUGGCGCCCUGGUACAAGAUGGCUUCCGGAUCCAAGAUGGCCGCCGGAUAUACAAUGGGAGACGAGCCCAAGAUGGCCGCCGGAUCCAAGAUGGCCGGCGGAUAUACAAUGGGCGACGAACCCAAGAUGGCCGCCGGAAGCGGAUGGGCGUGGCCACGCCCAACAUGGCGCCCGGGGGCGGGGUUCGAACCGCGCCGACCCCGCCCCAGCAGCCUCGAGUGGGCGGAGCCUCCGCAUGCAAAUUACGGCUGGGACCGCCCCGUGACGUCAGAGUGGGCGGGGCCAACGGGGUGGAGCUGGGGCGGGGCCGGCCGCCAUCUUGGACGGGGAGGCCACGCCCCUUUGGGGGGGCGGGGCGGCCAUUUUGAAGGCGGCCAUUUUGACGGCGGCCAUUUUGAAGGCCGCCAUUUCGAGCACCCCGGCGGCCAUUUUGAAGGCGGCCAUGUUGAAGGCCGCCAUUUCGAGCACCCCGGCGGCCAUUUUGAAGGCGGCCAUUUUGAAGGCCGCCAUGUUGAACCUCUCCAUUUCGGCCGCCCCGGCCGCCAUUUUGGCGGCGGCCAUUUUGACGGCGGCCAUCUCGCCUCCCCCCGCGCUUUCCCCGAGGCCGACCCCGCCCUCCGGAGCCCCGAGCGCGCCCCGCCCGUGGCUCUGUCCAUCCUCUACCUGCUGGCCGUGGCCCUGCUGCUCACCUGGCACCUCCUGCUGGUGGUCACCCUCACCUACCGCAACACCUGGGCCCGCAACGCCGCCGGAGCCGCCCUGGGCUGGGCCGCCUGGGCCGUCACCUACCGGGGCUGGUACCGCUGGCCGUGGUCACCGGGGCCGCCCGGGUGGGGCUGAGGGAAUCGGGUAAAAAACGGGGGAAAUCGGGCAAAAAACGGGGGGGGAAAAAA